Chaetura pelagica (chimney swift) is the source of this 1770-nucleotide messenger RNA. RefSeq names its product Ras association (RalGDS/AF-6) domain family (N-terminal) member 8 (gene RASSF8). The transcript has 7 exons. Bases 1 to 1257 code for a protein of 418 amino acids. NCBI's taxonomy places the organism in Eukaryota, Metazoa, Chordata, Aves, Apodiformes, Apodidae. The record is from RefSeq and is a predicted model, not a curated record.
AUGGAGCUCAAAGUAUGGGUGGAUGGAGUCCAGAGAAUUGUGUGUGGUGUCACCGAAGUCACAACGUGCCAGGAAGUUGUAAUAGCCCUUGCUCAGGCUAUUGGUAAAACUGGCUGUCAGACACUUUUACAAAGAAAAGAAUCUAAGAAGCACUUGGUAGGACAUCAAAACCCCAUCGUGUCGCUGAACAAGUGGGGGCAGUACGCCAGCGACGUGCAGCUCAUCCUGCGCCGCACCGGGCCGUCCCUCAGCGAGAGGCCCACGUCGGACAGCGUGGCCCGCAUCCCCGAGAGGACUCUGUACCGGCAAAGCCUCCCUCCCCUGGCCAAGCUGAGGCCGCCCGGCGACAAGGCCAUGAAGAGGAGGGAGCCCAAAAGGAAGUCCCUCACCUUCACCGGGGGGGCCAAAGGGCUAAUGGACAUCUUCGGGAAAAGCAAGGAAGCCGAGUUCAAGCAGAAGGUGCUCAACAACUGCAAAACGACAGCGGAUGAGCUGAAGAAGCUGAUCCACCUCCAGACGGAGAAGCUCCAGUGCAUCGAGAAGCAGCUCGAGUCCAACGAGGCCGAGAUCCGCUUCUGGGAGCAGAAGUACAGCUCCAGCCUGGAGGAGGAGAUCCUCAAGCUAGAGCAGAAGAUCAAAAGGAACGAAGUGGAGAUCGAAGAGGAGGAGUUCUGGGAAAACGAGCUGCAGAUCGAGCAGGAGAACGAGAAGCAGCUGAAGGAGCAGCUGCAGGAGAUGAGGCAGAGGAUCCUGGAGUGUGAGAGCAAGCUGAAGGACUAUGUGUCUCAGAUCCACAGCAUGGAGAGUGGCCUCGAAGCAGAGAAGCUGCAGCGGGAAGUUCAGGAGUCCCAGGUGAAUGAGGAAGAGGUCAAGGAAAAGAUCGAGAAGGUGAAGGGUGAAAUUGAUAUUCAGGGCCAGCAGAGCCUGAGGUUGGAAAAUGGCAUUAAAGCUGUAGAAAGGUCUUUGGGCCAAGCGACCAAACGGUUACAGGACAGGGAACAAGAACUGGAGCAACUGACAAAGGAGCUGCGACAGGUCAAUCUCCAACAGUUCAUCCAGCAGACAGGAACAAAGGUCACGGUGCUGCCAGCAGACCCUGUUGAGGUGGAGGCCCCACAUGUGGAGCUGGAAAGAGAACCAACAUUUCAGUCUGGGUCUCUGAAGCGCCCUGGCUCAUCAAGGCAACUCCCGAGUAACCUUCGGAUUCUACAGAACCCCCUGUCAUCUGGUUUUAACCCGGAGGGCAUUUAUGUAUGACAGCACAUACCUCCUCUGGAGAGGACCUAGCAAGGUACCCUGGACAAGAUACACUUUUGGUUUAUUCUGCCAAUAAUGAAUGGAAGAAGGUUUGGGUUUGUUUUUUUUUGUUAAGCCACCGUAUUCUUUUUUCUUCUUCCUCCAACACACUACUUGGAGCCAUACCCUGUGCACUGAUGCUAGAGAGACAGAGAAGCUGUCUCGAUUCAUAAUUGGCAAGGAUGAACUUGCUGUCUACACAGCUAAGAGUGCGAAAACCUUUCUUUGGUUUUGCCAUUUCAGAAGUGUUUGGGAAAGUAUUGUUCCAUGUAUAGGAAUAUAUAAAAGACUGAGGGUGAAGGAAACCAUGUAUGCAACUUAUCUGAAGUUUAAUUUAUUCCCUUUAAUCAAUGGGCGUGUGAAUGUUGACCUUUUAUGUUUUUAUUUUUAACUUGUGAAUAGUCAUGUAUGGCUGUAUGUCUGUCUGACAAGGUGGCUUUAAUUUGCGUGUACAACCACCCACCAGUCGAUCAA